AUGCUUUGUUCACCUCUCCUUGGCAGGUCAAAUAAACGCUUGAUCAUCAUAGCUGUUGUGGUGCUUUUAAUCCUUUUAGCAAUUAUCAUAGCUGUUGUAGUUGUUGUUACCAGAAAAGACAAAACUUCCUCAACUAUGCCAACUGCCAAAACCAUCAAGCUUCCACCAACCGGGCCCCCGGGGUCGGAGGGCCCUUAUAAGCGCGCCGUAGUGUCCUCUGAUGCUGGUCCUUGCUCGGAGAUAGGCCGGAAUAUCUUAAAGAAAAAUGGUUCCGCGAUAGAUUCGGCGGUUGCAGCGCUGUUUUGCAUCGGGGUUUACAACAUGCACUCCGCUGGAGUUGGUGGUGGAGGCUUCAUGACAGUCUAUCGUAAUGAAACAAAUGUUGUGGAGGUGAUCGACUUUCGCGAAGAAGCCCCUGGAAAAGCCAACAGGACCAUGUAUGUGGGAGGGAAGAUGAGCUCUAAAUAUGGUAAGUACUGCCAUGGAUUUUCUUUCCGGAAAGGCUUUUACCUUACCCAGACCUGGCUUUUUGCUUUUAAGGUUUCCUAGGACGAGGGCAGGGCCGGGAAGUGGGGAUAAACUUUACGAAACUUCGCUUCAACCUACUGGCGCGACGCACACUUUCACGCCCAUCAGGGUUCCCCUAAAACAGAGAUCCUGCCCCGGCCACGCAGUUUAGGAAAUACGUCGUGGUGUUUUAACAAACCGCAAUUUGUACGGUAGCAUGGACUGAGAAGCAGACAAAGUCACUGAGGGGAGAGGGCUUGAAUAUUGUCAAUAAUAUAAUUAAGGCGUUUCAACAGUUCCCUGAGGAGUUCAAAUCACGAUUCGUUACAUAGUUACAAGUUACCUGGGGGACAUGAGUUCAAAUCCCACUCACUACCUUAUCACCUUAGGAAGAAAAUUUCCGGGGAGGCCCACACCUAAACCACCAAGAUCACCUCUUCGAUUGGAGCGCUGCCAGCGUGGUGAUGGUGUAGUGGUUAUCACACCCGACUAGCUACCGGGGGAACGUGGGUUCAAAUCAGAAAAAUUGAAAGUUUCUUAGUGAGUAGAAGUGCAACUGAAGAUGUUUCGUACGCGCGUAGCAAACUAAACAUAAAUGACAUGUCCGCGUAAACAGAUUCUAUUGAAAAUAGAUGAAUGAACUUGCCAUAUUGACUCCUUUUCUGCCCCUCUUACAGGAGCAACCGCAGCUGGGGUACCUGGUGAAGUGAAAGGAUUUUACGAAGCUUGGAAAAAGUAUGGCAAACUACACUGGAAGGAUCUGGUCCAGCCUUCCAUCGAUAUGGCAAGAAACGGGUUUCCCUUUGGCUAUUCUGCAGAAUACGCCGCGAAAAGAUCCAGCGUGUUUAAGUACAUCAAGGCUGAUCCUGGACUUAGGUUUGUGAAAAAGCCAGUAUAAGCCAGUCCUAACAUUUUUUAAUCAAUGAGACUCGACCAUAUCGUAAUUGCAUUCGGAGCGUACGUCUCAUUCGUGUACCAUCAUUAAUAUUUUUCUUUCGCAUUUGAAACUGAGUGUGUGAAAUUUCAUAUAUUUCACUUUCAUUUUUAGCUUUUAGAUCCCGCGAGACGACGUCCUUAAUUACCCAUUGCCAAUAAACCUUUCCUUUUCUGCCACAGUAUACAGUAUUUUAGUGCGAGGCAUCAACUUUUCAGUAAACGGCCGGCUGACCAAAUCGAAUUUUUAGAAAGGACAGAAGCUGUUAAUCAAACCUUUAGGCCCCAGCCUUUCAAAAGUUACUAGUUGGAUAUCGUUAUCCACCGGAUAAAUCACUGUCCAUUGGAUAAGCUGGGGAAACAUAUUGCGUUAUUCACUCAAAUAUAGAGUUUUAUCCAGUCAAGAGAACAUAAAAGCCUAUUAUAAGUAUUUUAUGUUUUUUCGAUCCAGUGGAUAGCACACUGUCCACUCUAUCCACCUUUUGAACAAUUCGGGCCACAGGGGCACCCAUAACCCUACGGUGCAGAUCAGGACUGGAUUUUAGUUCUGACAUUGUUGAUCUCUCUCUCUCUCUCUCUCUCUCUCUCUCUCUCUCUCUCUCUCUCUCUCUCUCUCUUUAGAUUCAUCUGUCCGUAUCUGCUACGUUUUCUCCUUUUGAAAAAUUUAAAACGUUUUAUACGUCAAACCUCACUUCUUUGGAGCAAGCCAAUAAGCUAAGCUUUUACAUACCCAAAAUACGUUCUCCCUUUUCUAAUUUAUUUUACUUUUCCAGAAUAUUUUCUAGUUCAAACCAACUUAACGUAGCAAAUACGCAUUUCUUGGUACAUCAACCAAAAAUUUUGUAAAAUUUGCCAAACAAAACGGAUUUGUAAGGUCCUUAGGGUAAUUAAAAUUACUAUUAAACCCCUCCGUGUUUGGAAAUAUUUUCAAUUUUGCUUUAACUUAAAUUAAGCACCAAACGUUGUUCUCAGGUACAUGUUCGACACCAGUUUCAGACUCAAGAUUUUUUUUUUUAGUCAACCCAAAACGUAUUUGCUGUAAAAAUAAUAACCCUUUGUGAUACCUUCUCCAAUUUUUAUGUGGAAAGUAAGCGCUUCACAAAAGAAACUCUUCCGAAACAAUUUUUGAGGGGUCAAAGCACUUUGAAUGCAUUUUUUAUCCAAAACCUAUUCCGUAGCAAAUACUCGUUUUUGCAGCAAAUACGCACUUUGGUUUUCGCUCAGAAAAGAAACAUGUAAUUUAUUUCGAAGUUAAGCCGUGAUAAAAGAAGAUCAACAAUGCAUAAUGAUGCCUACCAACCAGGGAACAGCCAGCCAAAGGUAGCCAUUAAUAUUACCCGCUGUAGAAGCUUAUUUUACACAAAACUGUGUAAAAUGCGGAUCAUAAGGUAGCAAAUACUCGUUUUUGCAGCAAAUACGCACUUUGGUUUUCGCUCAGAAAAGAAACAUGUAAUUUAUUUCGAAGUUAAGUCGUGAUAAAAGAAGAGAAACAAUGCAUAAUGAUGCCUACCAACCAAGGCACAGCCAGCCAAAGGUAGCCAUGAAUAUUAACCACUGUAGAAGCUUAAUUUACACAAAAAAUGUAAAAUGCGGAUCAUCAGGUAGCAAAUACGCAUUUGAGUUUUCGAUAUCUUAUUUAUUUAAAAGUUAUGUCUUGGAGAAAGAAGAAAACCAAUGAAAGAUGAUGUUCACUUUACAAAUAACAACUAUCCAAGGGAAGACAUGGAUAUAACCUGGUAUAUAUCCUUAUUUAUCACCAAUUUGGAAAUAUCACGAGAUGCAGUUUGCGGAAAUUGCGCACUUUUGGCCGGCGUUAUAAAACACCGGCUAAAAGGUUUGAAGAUUGCAUAUUAUAAAGGCUUAUAAGUUUUCUGCCAUGCAGAUAGGAAAUGACAAUUUCGCUUUGAAUGCCUUGAUAAAUCAUGUAUAAUUUUGUCUAUUAAAUUCCUGCCUCGUUAGUACAGAGCAGUCUCGCGCGCGCUUACGCGCUUCACCCAUACUUUAGCUAAUGAUGCCACACAUGAUGCUAAUGAACCUUCCUUUCAUAAAUUCUUACGAUUUUCGACUAAAGGACUUGUAAGGCUCAGUUCUGCCGAAAUAUUAGGCACACUGACAAAAAUGAUGCGCGCGUAUCUUAAAAAGUUUAGUGCAUGAAAAAGGUGCACCUGCAAAACAGGUUGUAGCUGGGGACGCUUGUCAGAGGAAAAAUGUUAUAGCUUUUACGACAGACUGCAAGGAUGAUGUAUUAUCUUAAAGGAAACAGCCACAUGUCGCAAGAAAGGCGAUUAACUUUCGCAGGACGGCGCGCCGGCGCAUAUGUCAAAAGCGGCUCAAACAUGUUGCUAGGAGAAUGUUCCAAUACAGAGCUACGCAGGGCUAUAUAGGGCUCUGUAGAAAUCUGUAGGGUAUUAUACGGCUAUGUAAGACCUAUGUAGGACUUGAAAAGCGCUGCAUAGCCGUGCUUCGCCGUACAUAGCCAUGCAUGGCCGUACAUAGCCAUACAUAAACGAACAUAGCCGUCCAUAGCCCUACAGAGCCGUGCAUAGCCAUGUAUAGUCGUACAUAGCCCUACGUAGUCCUACAUAACCCUACAUAGCCCUACAUAGCCGUGCAUACCCAUACAUAGCCGUACGUAGCCUUCCAUAACCUUACAUAGCCCUACAUAGCCGUACAUUGCCAUAAAUAGCCGUACGUAACCCUACAUAGCCAUGCAUUGCCGUAAAUACCCGUGCAUAGCCGUAAAUGGCCCUAUUUAGCCAUGUAUAGCCGUACAUAGCAGUACAUAGCCCUGCAAUGCCGUGCAUAGCCGUCCUUAGCGGCACGUAGCCGUGCAUAGCCGUAUAUAGCCGUAAAUAGCCGUUUAUAUGCACGGCUAUGAUGGGUUAUGUACGGCUAUGUAGAAUUAUGCACGGCCAUGCACGGCUAUGUACGGCCAUGCACCGCUAUGUAGGGCUAUCCACAUAGCCAUGUACGGGUAUGCAAGGCCAUGCACGGCUAUGUAUAGCUAUGUACGGCGAUGAAGGGCUAUGAACGGCUAUGCACGUCUAUGUCAUGACGUCUAUGUACGGUUAUGCACGGCUAUGUACGGCUACGCACGGCCAUGCACGACUAUGAAAGGCCCGUAUGCAGAGCUAUGCACGGCUAUGUAGGGGUAUGCACGGCUAUGUAGGGUUAUGUACGGCUAUGUGCGGCUAUGUAGGUUGCCCUUUUUCAUUGCUACUUGCGCGUCCAAUUCUUUGAUCAUCUCUCUACCGCGUUUUUUAAGUAAUUAUAGCGCGACCUGCUCGCCUCUCCUUUGCAUUUCGUCUGCGCAGAUGUCGAUAAGCUGCACCUAAGUAGCAGGCCUCCUUCGGGUGUAGGUAAGCCGUUAAAAACUUCAAAAGGAGGGAAGAACCUGGUACUCAUUCAUAAAAUCGAGGCGCAUUCGCCCACUUUUCUCUUUUUCUUCUCAGUUAUUUUCAGAGAAAACAUGUUUAGUUUGGAGGCUAUAACAAUGAGUUCUUUUCGGGCAAGGCAAACCCCUGUAUGGUGCCUUUGUAGCCUAUGGCUGCGCGCUGAAAUUUCACUACUUCAUAUAACAAAUUUUAUUAUGAAUAAACAGAAGUUCACUGGGCCAUUGAUUUGCAUAUAACAUAAUAGUAAUAACUAACUCCUAGGUACUACCAAUCUAAAAUCUGAAGUAGUUUAUAACAUGUAGUCGUAAUUUAAGUGUUUAACGUUUGAGACAAAAAAAGGAACAACAGUGAAAUAAUAGCAAAACUUCGUAUUUCUGAUUGUCAUAAGACAUUAUAUUAGCUACUUAAAAUUUCCUAUUAUUAGUCAAACUGAAUCUAUUUAUUAAAAUAAUAGCUAAAAAUGAGCGCAAUAAUUUUCAACAGUAAACUAUACUAUUAACGGCGGUAUGUAAACACUGUUUUUUAAGUCUAACUUAACGAUUGUUUUACUUGUCUUUUAUCUUCAUUGCUUUUCAUCUUAAGCCUCGUUUUAAAAAGUGCAAAGAAAAACAGCACUCCCGAAUAACUGUGAAAACCGAGCACUAAGCACAAAUACAAGAACAGUUUUUAUCUCCUUUUUGCCUCGUGCUUGCACUUGUUAUUGUGUCGCAAUUAACACGCAUGCUUAUAACGAAUCCACAACCGCACAAAGAUCCACAAUGUGGCAUCCUCGGUUGUGUGGGAAUGUGUUCUUGCCACUUCAUACGUUCAUGCUUUUGUCUACUCUUGUUUUAAGACAAGACUCCACAGUUUGCGCCUACACUUUUGCCGGUGUCUCUAGUAAAACCAGCCUUUACACUGUGUUUAUCCUUGCAUAGUAAACUCCAGUUGAUUUAAAUUAUUUAACCUCAUUAACUUGGACUAAAACUGGCACAAAAUGCUCAUCUUUACCUAGCGAAUUGCAAGGGCUGGUAACAAAAACCUUUUAACAAUCCAGAACUUUUUAAUAAGUCCAAACUUUCGACAUUGGUUUUAGAGUUAGCAUUUGCUGUCAGUGUGAACGCACCUCUAAAUGUUACGGCAUCAUUUUAAUCAAGGAAACAUUGAUGCCACAUUUCUAACUCCCUUAUUUGUGAUUUCAGCGGAAAUCAAAAGUCUUCUCAAAACAACAACUCGAUUCUACAUAGCUUCUUAAAACAAUCAUGGUCAACAUCAAGCCUGGUGGAGGAACUCCCUUCUAAAAGGGACAGGGAUGCUCGUCGUCUUGCUUAGGGGUUUAUAUUGUCGUUGGGUUGUAAAUUUAGGUCUCACUUAGGGUGUUUGGGACGGACUAUAUUUGCCCAUACAGGUAUCGAUUAGGGCUGCGCGUAAAGAAAUUUGCAACAAAAAAAAAAUACCGUGACACUGACCACACAGAAAUCUAACGUUUAAAAAAGAAUAUGAGGAAAUUUCAGUAGAAAAUUUUAAAAUUUCAUUAGCCACUUUUUGACAUUCCAGUAAGCAACUUUCUAGCAUUUCACUGGCACAAUUGGGACAGGCCUAGCUACACCCUCAUUGUUCUCCAUUAGGCGUUUAAUUUUAAUUUCCCGACGAGAAUCCCCUCACGUUUAUAUGUGAGUCCCCCGGGACAUCAAGACCAUUAAGUGAAAAAUAAGUAAAACUUAGUUAACAGCGGAUUGUAAAAUCCUAUAGGGAGAACAUUUAUUCUAGCUUGAACAGUUUAUCGCACGGUUUCCUUUUUUUUUUUCCAGCUUCCUUUUUGAAUUCUUGUCUCACUUUGUCAUUCAACCGCUGCUUAGCUUUGUGGAUUUCCUCUUCGUUUUCUGUGCCGGUUAUGAGGCCAAUCUCCACCGACCUUGGAUCACUCACCACCCUCUGCCAUACGACCUCUCUUUUUAUGUUGUUACACUUCAACAUGUCAUAGGUUAGGAGAUCAGAUGCCCUGUUUGUUCAUCGGUGAACUUCCUCCAAAAACGAGAAUUCUCGGUUGAAGUUGACUCUGCUUGCGAUGUCGAAGCAACUUCUGAUUGGCAUUUUGCCAGGUAAUUCGUAAUCUUGUCUUGAGUUGUUACUUCAUGGCAGGGGGUUCCACAUUCUCCAUGAACGCGUCUCUUAGGCGGCGAAGCUUCAGAAUGACAGCCUUGAAAGAAUGAGUUUGGAACAAGCUUGUUUCUUCCAGCUUUUAUUAAUAUUUUGCUCAUCGAUGAGCCCCGUUUCGAUUUCUUCUUUACAAAGCUUUCUUAGCAUCUCAGUCUCAUCAGCUGUCCAAAGCGCGGGUGUUUUCAUUUCGCCCUUCGUUUCAGGCUCAGAUUUUUCUUUCUUUAGCGAAACGAGGUUCUUUACUGCUCGUCGUCCCAAGUCAGUUUCGUUUAUUUUGUCGUGGAUGCGAUAGUAAUUUGCCUGCGUUUGUACUUUGUGUUGGGCAAGGGCAGCUAGGUGUUCCUUCUGGUCAGGCAGGUGGACGUGCAUCCCAGUGGCAAGGGACUUUCGAAUUGUUGUCGCGCAGACCUUUCCCUUGACUUUAACACCUUCUCUUUCAAAGGUUCUCGCGAUAGCUGUUGAAACCUGAGACGAAGUCAGGGCAAUUCCAUUGCUUGAAACAAAUACGCACUCUACACUAGAAUCUGAUAGAACGAACUGACUCCUCACUGUUCUUAUGUACAUGUCUAUGAGGUGAUACAGGUCUUCAUAAAUCCAAACGACGGCCGGCCCAUACACUUUAGCUGUCUUGUGAUCUUUAACAUGUACCCUGAACCGUGCCGGGUCCUCUUCUGUACCCUGGUAGUGAACAGCCUCAUUAAAUUCGGCAACAGUCAUUUUGGCUGCCACCCCACUUCUGCCACUAUUAUCAAUCAGCAUUCGUGUCAUUAACCAGUCCCUCACUUCACAGUGCGAUUUGUCACUGAUAGUCCUCAUGAUAAUUUCACCACGAUGUGUGUUUUCAGAGGUUGCCGCCAAUUGCUUAACAGCGUUCACGCGCUGAUUUCCAUGGCAAAUCUUGUCAAGGCUUUCACUUGAGAGAAUUUUCCGAUAAUCCUCAUCGUACUUCUCUAGUUUCCUCUUUAAGAUGUUCUUUUUUUGUGCAGAUGACCAUGACGUCAUGAGAUCUGUGCGAGCGUUAAGCAAGUCCAGGGAUACUUCCGGUAUGGACUUUUCCUCUUGGAUUAAGAAUUUGUAAAACUGGCGCAGACUCAUCAAGUAGGACCUAACAGUUCCUGGUCGGUACUUGUUGACCGCAUAGGAAAGCCAUGACUUCAAAAUGUUUGCUCCAACUUUUCCAGGGGUCAAAAGCGAGUAAAUCGCAGGGCCGGAUUGUUUUUGUUUAUCGUCCUGUGUCGAAUUCGCUGUGCAGGUGCGAAUGACACUUUUCACUUGAGACUUGUAUUGCUGUGCUAUUUUAACAUUACGAUAACCUCCAUCUACGUCAAUCAUGUAGUCGUAAAAUUCAGUAAUUAAGUUGUCAGUGAUAGUGUCAAAGCAACCUUGCUGACUUUCGUUUCCCUUUUCAAGAUCUGGUUCACCAUCACUUGCUUCCCACUCUUCAUCCAAGGCAUCAUCGUUGUCGCUUUCGUCACUCAUUAAUAUGCUUUCGACUUCAUCACCUUCGCUCUCUUCACAGUGCUGAAACCUUCGUCUCAAGUCUUCUGAAGAAUCUUCUUCAUUCUUAAAACGAUAACCUUUAGUUUCUUGAGCAAUUAUAAACUCUUGAACUUUUUUCUUCCACCGAGGUGACUCAAGUUUAUUAUCUAGAAAUGACUUUCCAGCUACAAUUUCCUCCUUUCCGAUAACCUCGACCAUUUCUAUCAUCAAAUUUUCAUAAUCAAGAGAAUGAAUAGAAUCUUGAGAUUGGUAAGAUUCACUCGACUCAGAAUCACUUCCCGGAAUGUAGUCGCUACCAGAUUCACUGUCUGAUAAGAUGACAAUGUCGUUCCGUUGUUCACUUGCAUUUUCCCACGCUCGACGUGCAAGAUCGUCAUAUUCUUGAUCACUGUCCUUACUAAUUGUACCGGCACCUUUAUCAACUCGUUCACUGGUCUCACCAUCAUUUUCGCUUUGACAAUCCUCUAGGUAAACGUCAUUGCAGUUAUCCUCACUUGGCCCAGCAGUUACUUCUAAUGGCUUUUGGCUCUCAUCUUGUAGUUCUUUAUCAUCUUCGCUUCCAUCAUUAUUUACUUUAGCUCUACUUGCUUUCACACGUUUUCGGCAAUCCUCUUCACCCGAUCUCCUAUACUCUCCGCUGUCAUAAUUACUUUCAUGCCUUUCAUCGUCACUACUCCUCUCUGCUCUCCUCUUGCCCUUCCUCAACUUUCCUCCUUUUUUUUGCUUCUUUAAGUGAUCGUCUAUGAAGUCUAGAGAGACUCGUGGAGCUUCCUUCAAGGCUUCUCUGUAGCUGGGUGUAUCAGGCUUAAGACCAUGUAAAGGCGUUUGUAAAUGUUUAUUGAGCUGGAAAAUGGGCGUUUUUUUGCCUUUGCACGGUGAUAACGGGCAGAAUUUUACCAUCCCCUUGGGCUUCUUCUUCUCCCCUGAUAAGUAGUCAUGUAAUUUGCGUUUAAGUUUCUUCAUCCCAUGGACGUCUUUUUGAUGUCUACUGAGAUUAAUUACACUCUUACCACAUUUAGAACAUUUUUUUGGAUUUCGUUUCUGUUUUUGGUCUUUACUCGUCUCCGGUAACGUGCUUCCACCGUCCUCCAAGGCAUUGCCGUCUUCCGCAACGUCAGUCAUUCUUAAAAUGAAAAAUUACCAUUACAGAAAUUCACAACUGUAAAUAAAGGAAAUACCGAAUACAGUUGUUAUAAGGGUUUUGUUAAAAUUGAACUAAGCUUUGGUACAAGCUAUUGUUUGCUAUUUGAAAAUCGACCAUGACAGGACGCACAGGUCGUCGACUGCUAGUACCGCAAGUAAGGAUGAGGUCUGAUACAUUGAAAAUAUACCACAAAAUGACGGUAGAAAAACAAUAGCUUCAGGUGUCCUGAACGUGACAUAAUUUGUUUCCAUUUUUUUUGUUUAAAAGAAGAGGCAAUCAGGUAAAUAGAAGAAAACGCAGACUGAAUGUGAUCCGCAAAAGUCAGUUGAAUGUUCUUUGUGGUUAUAUGCCGGCAGUCAGGAAGAGUCUUAAAAAAGUAAACGUCCGGCAGUCAGAAAAUUCAAAUUUAAUCGUUUGAAAAUAAUCUACCUUCAAUUAGAAUAACCAAGCGAUCGGGAAACUAAACUGUCUUCAGCUGUCUCCGCAUCUGAGCGGUUUUGGUUUCCUGGGCAUAGAGUAGAGAGAGUAGAGAGAGUAGCAGCGCGUUACUCUCAGGCACCGGCUAAGUACACGGCAAUCUUCAAAAGAUUGGAAAAAAUAAUUUCGUAAACUUUCUGAAUGCCGAGCACUCAUUUAUUUAUUUAUUUAUUUUUUUAACCCCCUUACCGACUGCCGGGCAUACAGCUACAGCAUUAAAAGAUUUCAAACGGGACUCUUCAGCAAAAGCCCCCGUGCUCCCGUGCAAAGACUCAGUUAUUUGACUAGCCUGCGUUGCAGCUGGCCCACGCACUUGUCUAAACCAUUUGUAUAAUCCGUCUGCGAAUAAGUGUACAAAAAAUUGUUCUAACAUCCUGCAGAGUCGCAAGAACAUAUGUGAGCGUUUUUGAUAGGCGGGCUUCUUACUGGUUUCUUAUGCGCCUCACGAUUGGCCUAAUUCUUCAGUGUGUGUGACGGUUGAGCGCAGUGAAAUGUCAAGAUUCACAGAAGGGAGUUGGCUAGGAUCGUUUACAGCAAACAAUGAAAGAGCAAUUGGAACUUUAAAGCCUUCUUCUGGACAAAAAAAAAAUGCUUUGAGAGAAUUCCUUCGAGGCCAGAAUUUGCUUGUAAAUUGCCCGGACUGGUUUUCCAGCUUCUUCCUUUUUCGUUAUGAAAUUCCUUGUAUGAAUUUGUUUUAGGCCAUAGCAUGAAUAUUUUUUAGGAUUAAUUGGCGUGCAUGAAUUUUUUUUUUUCAUUAAUUUUCCCUUGCGCAAUUUUUUCUUUUGUACUUCGCCUGCUCCCCCCCAUAACUUUUCUAAUGAUCUGUCCCUUAGAGCGUCUGCGACGAAGGCAAUUAUUUGACCAAACAUUCAAAGUAUGUGUAAUUAAAUGGUGACAAGUGAUACCGUAGAAUUCCGAUAAUAACGGCCCCCGUUAUUUUCGGAUUUAGCAGGCCAAGGGGGCCGUUACUUUCUGGUAGCCGUUACUUUCGGAUGGUUACAAAACGUUUGUAAUUCAGCAGGGGUUUUACACAAAGAGGACGCAUAACAGACAUAAAAAAAGUAAUUCAGGUUGCAUGCUGGUUACGGUAUUCAUUAUCCAUGUAAACAAAAUAAUAAAACUGUAACAAAAAAGGCCCCGAAAUGUUCGUAUACUAUACGUCGAAAAAAUUGUUCGUAUUAUAUGACAACUGUGAUGACACAUACUGCUUUUAUCUGUUUUUACGCGUAUUAGUUACUAUGUUACCCGUAUCCUAUGUUUAUGAAAAUGCAGUACACCACUAAAAUAGGAAAACAUUGUGUGGCAUUUGUUGUAAAUUAAAUAGGAAAAUAUGAUUCAACCCACUACCUACUUGCAUUUGUCACCACAUACCGCACCUCUUGAAAUGUUACAUUAACGGUUCAAAAAUUAUAUAUAUAUUUUUGAGAGGUCAUUUUUCAGCGGCUGCUAUUAUCAGGGAGGGGGGGGACGUUACUCUCGGGGUUUCAUAGCAAGGUAAAAAAUUAACGUUACUUUCGGGUAGCCGUUAUUUUCGGGGACCCGUUAUUAUCGGAAUUCUACGGUAUCAGGUGAUAAUUUAACGCGCUUUUAUGUCCAAAUCCUUAUCAAGCCAAAAUUAAGAAGUAAUUCAUCAGCUAUACUGUGACAUCGAGUAAAUUCAUGAUGAAAAAAUAUAUUUUUCAUAGGUGAGAUUGCCAGAGACGAGAAAAUCGUCAGAAUAGAAAAAUUUGGUAAGCUGUUUGAAUAGGUGUAAUGCGUAUUUGGUUAUUGCGAAAAAAGCAAUCAGAAUAUAUUUGAUAUAAAGGAGAAAUACUUUAUGCCGUACAAAAUUCGAAAACAGAAAUGUAGGCGCCCUACAUGACAGUAAAUUGCAAAAUUCCAGUUCGCAGUUUGUAUACUGUUAACUCUUAUAGACCCAAUGAAUCCGUGAACGUUUGCUAGGAACGGACGAUUGAUUUAUUAACUAACAAAAUGAUUCAAUUUUUCCGUUGAAUGUUCCAUUUGUAGCUGCUUUUCAUGAGUUAAACAGACGCACAUUCUAUACAAAUGGCUUUUAAGUGGUCAUUUCAAUUGAAUCAAGUUGGCUGGCAUCAAAUAUUUUUUGCUCGAAACUGUUGUAAAGCUUUAAAGCUUAUAUCUGAACAUUGACAAGGUGAGUACCAAUUAAAAAAAAAAACAAUAACAACAUGCCGUAUAACUGAUUAAGCGUUCCAUGGGAGGCCUACACCACAGUCUAUAUAACUAACUCAGACAUUCAAAAAUAAAAUCAUCGUCAGCCAUGAAAUCUUUUACGGAAGCUUUAAAGAGACAUCUUAGUUUGACUUGAAAAUCAGUGUUUGUUUUGAUGAAAAUCGUAGUUUAUUUCCAGACAUGUGAAUUUGUUUUCGAAAACCGGAGUUUGUUUUUGUAAAUUGGAGUUUGUUUUCAACAAUCGGAGUUUGAAACUGAUCGGAGUUUGUUUUCGAAAAUCGGAGUUUUGUUUUGGAAAAUCGGAGUGUGAAAAUCGGAAUUUGUUUUCAAAAAUCGGAGUUUGUUUUCACAAAUCGGAGUUUGAAAUUCGGAUUCUGUUUUUGAAAAUCGAAGUUUGCUUUCCAAAGAAAACUCCGAUUUUUAAACUCCGAUUAUUGAAAACAAACUUCGAUUUUCAAACUCCGAUUUUUGAAAACAAACUCCGAUUUUCAAACUCCAGUGUUCGAAAACAAACUCAGAUUUUCAAGUUCCGAUUUUCGAAAACAAACUCCGAUUUUCAAGAAAAAAAACACCAAUUUUCAAGUGAAACUCAUGUAUGUCUUUAAAGCUUCCGUAGAAUAAAACAAGAUGUGUGUGAAUUAUCUACUCAUUGAUGAAUUAAAUCGGAUUGUACGGUAAAAUAAACAUUUUUUUUAUCCUCACCUGCUCAGUUCUCCAACUACUUUCGCAUCACUGUAGUGCACAAUCGUACACGUGGGGAGCCAUACACAGGGCAGCCAUGUUAAAGACUACUACGCAUGGUUUUAAAGGAAAGAUCGCUAGCCAAACAAACCGAUGAAAGGUUUGGACUUUGGGGCUGGGUGGGUGGGGUUCGUCUGACCAGGUGACUGGUUGUUUCUUAUCAGACUCUAGCCAAUAUUUCAGAGAAUGUAAUGUAAUAUAAUAAAUUAGCAACUGAGUUUGCCAUCUGUUGGCGUAGCUUUUUUAAAAGUUGAUAGCUUCUAAAGAAGCCGUUAUUUUUUCCCCUUUAAGAAUCAACUUAGUUUCAGACAAUUAUUUAUUCCUCGUUAAGUUCUGCUAUAACUAUAUAAUAUUUUACACGGGUUGCAUAUUUAAAACAGCUCUCAAAACAUGAAAAUUUCAUCAAGCGUUGUUUCCACACAAACCAAGAGAAAUCUCUAUGCUGAACCAUGUUUUGUCCCUACGUAAGCCUCGAACUAUCUACGUACUUUAAAAUUAUAGUUUGCAACGGUAGCUAUUAAUAUGAAGUCGCAUAGCAGUACUGAAGUACCUCUUAUUUGCUGCAAAGUCCUUUGUUUUGAAGCUAAAACCAACCGUACGUAUUUGCUACCGUAGCAAAUACUCACUUAUGUAGCAAAUACCUACCAGUAAGUAUUUGCUACCGUAGCAAAUACCUACCCGGAGUAGCAAAUACCCACCCUCCGUAUUUGCUACGGUAGCAAAUACUCACUAAGGUAGCAAAUACCUACCAGUGAGUAUUUGCUACCGUAGCAAAUACCCAUCCAUCGUAGCAAAUACCCACUUGAAUCUGCCUCUCUCUCUCUCUCUCUCUCUCUCUCUCUCUCUGUUUUUGUUUUGUUUUUUACAGAAACCUUCUUUUCAACGAGGACGGUAAACUGAAACAGCUAGGCGAAACGCUGUAUAUGCCCAAGUUUGCUAAAACGUUAGAGCGAAUAAGCGACGACCCUGAGGGUUUCUAUUCUGGGGAGCUAGCGAAAGAUGUUGUAAAAGAUAUACAAGAGAAGGGUGGUAUUAUCACCCUUGACGAUCUGAAGAAUUACAGAGUCAAAUUCCGUCAACCGAUGAAUGGAAGUUUGGGCAACUACUCAUGGUAUUCUACUCCUCCCCCGGGGAGUGGAGUCGUUCUAAGCUUUAUCCUCAAUAUAUUGAAAGGUAAGGGACCAGUCAUUAUUUAUCGCCUGGAGGGAGAGGGGGGUGGAGGAUUUUAGGGGGGAACACUCGGUUUUUAGGAGAACAAAAGGGGCGAUCAGUCGUAACUGAGAACCCAAAAGGGGGGAUCGCUGAAAACGUUGGAAGGAUUCAGAGGGGAGACCACUCAAAUUUGCUUUGAAAAUGAAGACUUGUCGGGAGGAUCGCGAAAGUCAUCAAAAGUUGUUAGGGGGGAUCACCUCAGUGAAGCAACAUUCAAAGGUCAAAGGGGGGAUCGGCCUAGUUUAGCCCCAAAUCCUCCGCUCCCCUUCCCUCCCAGGCGAUAAAUAAUGACCGAUCCCUAAACGCGCAAUAUCUAUGACAUACCUAACACGCCUUUUCAUAAACGUACGACGAGUGUUGCAAAUAUUUGUUUAUUGCGUGCACAAAAUAAUGGCCAGCUGGCGUGGCGGGCUGGGAAGGCAGAACUAGUCGGGCAUGCGCCAAACUAGAAUUGCUUUCCCGCCACUGAAUCUCUUCUUCACCUUCUACUUUUGACCACCUGCAUCGCAGACUAGGCAAUAGUGUUGAAUCAAGAAGAAAAUGCUAGCAAGAAACACUCGCAACCAAUCCUAACCUCACAAAUGCGUACAACUUUCCCGUGUUAAGUGGGAAUUGCGCGCUUAAGACCAUCCAUCUAAAGAUAGAAGUCCUAUUUUUUUUCUAGGAUUCAACAUGAAGCCUUCUGAUCGACAGGGAACUCAGAAUUCAGUACGCACAUACCAUAGGAUUGUCGAAGCAUUUAAGUUUGCUUACGCUUACAGAGCCUUACUUGGAGACCAGGACUUCGCAAACGUGACCGAGGUAAAUCGAACUUUCUCUUCUAAGAAGGACAAACAAAAUCCGAAGCAACACCACUGACGGCUGCCGGCGGUCUUGCUUCCCGAGAUCCCACGCGAGCGGCGUAACAGCUGAGAAGGCCGAGAUAACCACACUAGCGUAUACCGAUAGGUUACGGGCUGUGGGACCAGGGGUUUUUUAGUUCCUAGAAAAUAAAUACCGUAAACGUCCUCUUUUAAGCACUAGGCCUAUACAACUUCAAGUUCAACUUUCUUCUAGUUAUACAAGUAGAUGGGCUAUAACUUGGAGCGAGGGGGUGCUUAUAAGCGUAUUUUUACGGUAGUUGACGUCCCAGAGUUAUUGAGAAUGGUAUUAAGGACCCGUUUCUAGCUAAACGAUGAUCUUGUACCCUUUUAACGUUGACGAAGUCGUUCGCGUGGCUUGUCGGGACAGACAAGCCGCACGCGAACAACUUCGUAAACGCUAAAAGCUAUGCAAGAGAGAGACCUCUGCUCGCAUGGUAAUGAUCUUUCUACAGGGUGGUCAAAAAAUAUAUGACUUUAUUUUGCUACCAUCGUUUAAUAGGCCAUUUCCAAGUUGCCACAAGCCGAAAUGAGGAGCCAUUGUUAUGAAAAUUGUUUUUUAUUCUCAUGCAAAUAAAACUAAUUUUCACAACAAACGUUUUGCACUUAGCCUCGUGUUGAAAGUGAGAGUUUUUGGAACUCGGAAAUGGCCUAUUAAAAGGGGUUGAUUCAUACAUUUACUCGUGCCAUUUUUUUUAGAUUAUCAAGAACAUGACUAACGAAGAUUUUGCCGAAUCUGUACGCCAGAGGAUUUGGGAUAAUCGGACAUUUACAGAUUAUCGCUACUACGGAGACUUUUAUCAUGACGCCAGCCAGGAAGGAACUUCACAUCUGUCCGUGAUUGCGGAAAAUGGUGACGCUGUUUCUGCGACCACGACGAUAAACCUCUUGUAAGUAUAAUUAUUUCCUCUUUACUUGAUUCGUACAUUAACAAAUAAUAUUUAUUGGAAAUGCCAUAAAAUAGAAUUUUCCAAUUUUAUUUUGAAAAGAUGCUGAGAAAAAAAUUGUUCCAUAGUACUGUAAAAGAGGAUUUUUUCCACAAAAGUCAGAAACACCUACGGCGAGAUUCCUUCAUUCACCGACUCUGGGAUUGGAAGGUUUCAAAGAUAUGAGCAAUAUUAGCUUACGAGAGUUUUGGAUAGAUUAAAAAAAAGGUAUUCACAAAGACUUUCUCUCUCCUCCACAGAAGCUCCCGCUGGGUAUCCCAAUCAAAAUAGCAAUAAUCGAAAAAUAGCAAGGGCGCGGGGUCGAUGGGAUCGUUCCCGGCGCGCUUUCUUUUUUCCUUUUCCUCAGUCUCCCUACGACACAGACACCUCCACAGAGGAGAGGAGACAGACAAAUCCUUAAGAAAAGUCCUCACUAAUUAAGACAAGGAUGGAUUGUAGUUGUCAACGAGGCGCUCGUAACAACGAUGAUUUUAGCCUUAAAAAGUUCAGCCAACAUUUCACAACACCACCACUGGUUUCCCCGCGAAAUGACGUCUGAGAAAUGAGCGCAAAAAUUUAAUACUGGUGACGUGUCACUGCCCUGAUCUGGGUAGUGCUUAUGAUUGGUCAUUCUGCGUCGGGAAUUAGCUUCAUCCAAACAGAAGCACUCCUUAGAUCUAAGUUGUGCUCGUCAUCAUCAGCAUGGAAUUUUUGCGCUCGUUUCUCAAAACGUCAUGUCAUGGGGGGACAAAUUAAGUGGUGGCGUCGCGAAGUGUCGGCUGUUUUUUCAGAUUACGAUGAUUUAUGCCUUCUUUUUUCAGUUUUGGUGCAAAAUAUCGUUCUACUCGUACCGGAAUAAUCUACAACAACGAAAUGGAUGACUUUUCAACUCCUGGUACCAAAAAUCACUACGGUGUGGAACCAUCUGAAUCUAAUAUGAUAGAGCCUGGCAAACGGCCUAUGUCUUCCACUGCUCCGUCAAUAUUUUUGGAUAAGAACGGCCAUGCCCGUUUAGUUAUCGGAGCGUCUGGAGGGACCAAAAUCACUACUGCGAUUUCUCUGGUAAGGAGAGCUGAGUUCAAUACAUCAUAACUUCUAAGCAAAACCAACCAUCUGUAAAGGGACCCUUUGUGUUCUGUUGUCAAAACCGAGUCAAAGAAGCCUUCUACUAGUCAGAUGGUUCGUAUUUGCAUUAUUGGUAACAACGAAGAUGUAGCUGAGGAACAUGUAGCGAAGUCUUUUCAAACGCAAAUACUUCUUGUCUGAUAUUAGAACCUAAAGAUACACCGGUUCCACUAGCCGUAAGUACGGGUAGACUACCCCUUUGUUGAGGAGAAACGACUAGGCUAUGGCUAAAUAUUAUUCAUUUCAUACAUGCGCAUGACAUGUUCCGCUACUCAUACCUGUUGGCAGAGACGCGUAUCUUGACAGUGGACGGUAUCUUAAGGUCCGUAAUUAACAAUUAAUGAAUAAGGCUGAGUAUCUUGUGAAGAAUUAUGGAGAUCGAGGAGGGUGUUAUUCGUCGAAGCCGUAGGCCGAGGCGGAUAACACCCUCCGAGAUCUCCAUAAUUCUUCAUAUGAUCCUGACGAAAGCCGAAUUCAAUAACUGUUUUAUUAUUCAUUCAAAACAAUUCCUAGUUUAAAAACAUAGCUAAAACAUGCUUACCUCCUUACAAACGAACUGAUUCAUGUUUCACGUACAAUGAAUUAGAGGUGAGACCAAUUUAAAAAUUGCCGGAUCCCCUCGUCUCUAGUUUCCCUUUCGUACAAGUUUCUUACGGUAACCUGCGAAGAGGCGUUCUUUUUUCGGGGAUAGCACGAAAGUCGGCAGACGGGAAAAGGAAGAAAGACCGCCUGAUUGCAGGUUAGGUGAGCUGCGCGCAAGUACAGCGUUAAGCUGUGAAGACGCAAGCCUAAGAGAAAAGACUGUCCUUCUUCCCCACACGCGAUGUGACCAUUUUUAUGUCACGUUUGGUGUGCUUGAAGAGAAGGACCUUGUGCUUAAUAUUUGAACCCCGUCGAAUGAAAUUAUUAAAUUCGUACCCUUUUACCCUUCCCCUCCCAUCCACCCCAAAAUAGUAAUUCCUGCAGAAAAUCGUACCUCUAUCUCUCCCAUCCACAGCAGUUGAUUUAUCCAUCUUAGUUUUAUUUAAUGCUAAGGAAAUUCUAAACAUAACUCCGUGAAGAAAAAGGUACUUUCAUCUACCUUUCUAAAAGAGUCUUAUGAUUUAAUUAAAAGCAUGGUAAGCCCCUCACAGCUAGUCAUUUGCGCGGUACAAAACCGCCAUGCUGCCGAGCAGAAAUGCACUGGGACAAAACAACAAACAAAGGAAAGUUCAGCUGACGGAUCUAUUAAACGAAAGUCCUUUUCAAGUUUACUGAAAAAUCGAUACGGUAGCCUAUGAUAGGCAGCGACUUUCAAUAUAAAUUUCUUUGAGGAAACCCAUUUGAACAAAGUGCGCAAGGUAAAAUUAAAAAGUUGGGAAGGCAAAAAUUAAGACGCCAGUGAUCGACAAGACUGAAGAUUUAGUCCACAACAGAAGCAUUUAAUACCUGGUCUUUCCAUCACAAAAUUCACAACUUAAUUUGAAAGAUUAAGUUGAAUUUAAUUUAAAAUUCAGGAGUCAAAAAUGUACCCUUUGCCUCUCCAUUCUCGACACUCUAGUAUCAACAAACAGUCCCUAAUAAGAAUAAAGGCGCGGCUUCCCAUCUUCUACAGAGAACACAAAGGGGUACUGAACUUUUCAGAAAGGUCGAAGUAACCUGUUGUUGUUUCUUUCUCUUCUAGGUCAUGAUGAACUACUUGUGGUUUAACCGAACCUUGCCACAGGCUGUAGUUGAACCCAGGCUUCACCAUCAGCUGCUACCAAUGUACAUUCGCAUCGAUAAAGACUUUCAGAUGCCCCUUGCCAUUCAACAAGGCCUGCAUGAUCUUGGGCACGAGCUUAAGAACAUAAGUGGAUUUGCUGUAGUUCAAGCUGUUGCUAGAAAUGAGGAUGGUACUCUGACGGGCAAAUCCGAUCCACGGAAAUAUGGCUGGUCAGCGGGCUACUAAGGAACCCUAAUUUUUGCUUUUGGUUGCUAGUUUCUCUCUUUUCGUUUUUAUAUUCAUUUUCAUUUUCCAAGUUUUUCAAGUAAGGGAAGGCAAAAGGCAUGUACUUAGCUACGCACGUUUAUGAAUUUUAAAGCAAAUCAGUGUAUCACACAUAGUAGUAGCGUAUUCAAUGGUCCAGUUUCGAGUUUUAUUUUUACGAUAACCGGGCGAUUACUCGCGUGCUUAUUGGUCGAGAGCUUCAAUUUGUAAUGGUAACAGGACUGAGUGGAGUCCAAUUCGGUCUGUAAUCAUACGGAGCGAUUAACAAAAUCGGACGACCGCGUAGCGGGAGUCCGAUUUGUUUAAUCACGAGUAUGAUUACAGACCGAAUUGGACGACACGAAGUUCUGUUACCAAUUAAUCAUGACUUACACAAAAUUUGUGACAUAAUAGGCUAUUUUUCAAAUCAAAACACAAGAAAUUCGAAAUUUUGUUUUACUGGCAGUGUGAAAAAAAAGCCAUUUAAGCUCGCGCGUGAUGGCGCGUACUGUCCAAUUACUUAGGCAUGACGCGUACUGUCCUAUUAAACUGUCCAAUUAAGGCUGAAAUCAGGGCAGUUGAUAGCCAAUCAGAUUUGGCAAUAUUGUUAUGGUUAUGAUUAUCGACCUAAUAGCACGAACCACGGGAUGAAUUGAUGGUAGCGCAAUUUGUUUUUCACUUUCUUGCGCGCGCGAUUUUCCGAGAAACUUCAACGGAAAUGGACGUCAAAAACUGCCAAUGUAAAUUGUAAAUGCUUUUUAACUAACGAGUAAGAAGAGCGAAUUAUUACAACCUCUUAGAAGAACAGUGCUACUGAUGCUACUGCCCAAUAAAGCUUGACAUAACCAUAAGUGUAUAUCAUGUGACGGUUAGUUAAUAGGAAAUCAUUUUUGUGAUAACUGAAAAAUCCUAUAAGUUUGAC
Porites lobata is the source of this 20019-nucleotide messenger RNA. NCBI's taxonomy places the organism in Eukaryota, Metazoa, Cnidaria, Anthozoa, Scleractinia, Poritidae. The record is from the annotation of a GenBank genome assembly.